This is a messenger RNA of Rattus norvegicus (Norway rat), 653 nucleotides long. It is a transcript of the gene Spink13, whose product is annotated as serine peptidase inhibitor Kazal type 13. NCBI's taxonomy places the organism in Eukaryota, Metazoa, Chordata, Mammalia, Rodentia, Muridae. The transcript has 5 exons. The coding region runs from base 179 to 472 and encodes 97 amino acids. Gene Ontology annotation, cellular component: extracellular region. The record is from RefSeq and is marked provisional.
ACUUUCUUCAUUCCCUCAUUCAUUCAUGUUGUGUGGAAUAUAUUGGAUUCCAUCUUCUCACAGCCCUGUGGGGAGACAUUGUGAUGGCUUCCCUCCAGCAAGCCUUGGCAGUCUCCAGCUAUACACUGUUACUUGAUUAAGGAUUUGGCGUGGAAGCUAAGUUAUCAUCACAGAAGCCAUGACAAGAAGGGGCUGCUGGCCACACAGGAUCAUCUUCUCCCUCAUACUUUUGACUUGGACACAUGUUACUUUAGCAGCACUUAUCAGAUCACAUACCUUUUCUAACUGGCCUAAGCCCCCAUGCAAAAUGUAUUACCCAAUAGACCCUGAUUAUGAAGCAAACUGUCCAGAUGUGAUAGCGCUGGUUUGUGCUACCAAUGGCUUGAACUACAAGAACGAGUGCUUCUUUUGCAUUGAUCGGUGGGAGUUUGGACCUCACAUCGAGUUUGUCAAAUAUGGAAAAUGUGAAUAGCGAUUAACCGAACACCUUCAUUUGUUUAUUCUUCAUUCUGGGAUUUAUUUCUUUGGGAGUUUGAGGUGUUUAAUUUACCAAUUUUAUGCAUCCCUGUGCCGUACCCAAAUUUCAAGCCAAAUGGAAAACAAAGGAUUCCAAAAAUGAGAAAAGAAGUCAUAUUUGUUGCAAAUAAAUGUCU